This is a messenger RNA of Telopea speciosissima, 1384 nucleotides long. RefSeq names its product probable serine/threonine-protein kinase WNK11. Gene Ontology annotation, biological process: intracellular signal transduction; protein phosphorylation. Gene Ontology annotation, molecular function: ATP binding; protein serine/threonine kinase activity. The record is from RefSeq and is a predicted model, not a curated record. The transcript is spliced from 2 exons. Gene Ontology annotation, cellular component: cytoplasm. Bases 444 to 1349 code for a protein of 301 amino acids. NCBI's taxonomy places the organism in Eukaryota, Viridiplantae, Streptophyta, Magnoliopsida, Proteales, Proteaceae.
GCUUAUUAUUUUACUUCUGUGCUCUCUCUCUUCUGCUCUCAUCGCUUUCUUCCUGUUUCCGUUAUCUCUCAAGCUCGAGAAGAUGUGUCUCCGAAGUUCUUCUUAUCUCAGGGAAGCUCGAACGGCAUAUUUCCUGGUAAUCUGUUCUGCUUCUGUCUUUAUUUGAUAAAUAACCCUUCUCUUGUUCCGAUUGAUCGAAAAAACCUGUUAAAUAUUAGAAACCCUAAUAUUUACUGUCUCGCGUCUGAUGAGUUUCGAUUUCUACUGCGUUCGUUGUUCCUUUCUCCGAUCCGUGCUGAUCAGAGCUUCUGUUUGCCGUGUUCUUGUGAUUGUCACGGUUUAGAAUUGUGUUUCUCUGUGCUGCGGAUUUUUCUCGUGGUUCUAGGGAUUCGGAUCUUGGUUUUUUCUUGAACGAAGGUUUUGGCUUGAAUCAAUCUCACAAGAUGCCGUGCGCGACUUCCGAUGCGUCUGAUAAGGACUCGGAGCCGUUCGUUGAGGUGGAUCCUACCGGAAGGUACGGCCGGUACAGCGAUUUGCUUGGCUGUGGGUCAGUGAAGAAGGUUUACCGCGCGUUCGACCAGGAGGAAGGUAUAGAGGUGGCUUGGAGUCAGGUACGUUUGUCGAGUUAUAGCGAAGAUCGAUCGGUAAUCGAUCGAUUGUACUCUGAGGUCCGGUUACUUCGUACUCUGAAGAACUCGAACAUCAUCGAGCUUUACAAUGUGUGGACUGAUGAGGAGAAAAACACGUUGAAUAUGAUCACUGAGGUUUGCACGUCUGGAAAUCUGAGGGAAUACCGCAAAAAGCAUCGACACGUAUCUGUCAAGGCCUUGAAGAAGUGGUCCAGACAGAUCCUGAAAGGUCUGGAGUAUUUCCACAAUCAUGAACCGUGCAUCAUCCACAGAGAUCUCAAUUGCAGUAACAUCUUCAUUAAUGGAAAUAUUGGACAGGUGAAGAUCGGUGAUCUUGGUUUGGCUGCGAUAGUGGACAAGAACCGGUUAGCGCACUCGGUGCUAGGGACGCCGGAGUUCAUGGCUCCAGAGCUGUACGAGGAGGAAUACACGGAGAUGGUGGACAUAUACUCGUUUGGGAUGUGCGUACUGGAGCUGGUGACGCUGGAGAUACCUUACAGCGAGUGCGACAGCGUGGUGAAGAUAUACAAGAAAGUGACGUCGGGGGUGCGACCCCAGGCCAUGAACAAGGUGAAGGAUCCCGAGGUUAGGGCCUUCAUAGAGAAAUGUCUCGCCAAGCCUAGAGCUCGACCCUCCGCGACGGAGCUCCUCCAGGAUCCUUUCUUCGCCGGACUUGAUGAUGACGAUAAUUACAAUAACAAUAGCAGCAUAUGCUCUUAGUUUCGACGUCAAUGACGAUCCAGUUAGAUUUCUUU